Molecule: messenger RNA, 2416 nt
Organism: Harpegnathos saltator (Jerdon's jumping ant)
Lineage: Eukaryota; Metazoa; Arthropoda; Insecta; Hymenoptera; Formicidae
Gene: Exo84
Product: exocyst complex component Exo84
Exons: 8
Coding region: 284-2416 (710 amino acids)
Biological process (GO): exocytosis; Golgi to plasma membrane transport; intracellular protein localization
Cellular component (GO): exocyst
Source: RefSeq, a predicted model, not a curated record
UCUCUGCUAUACGACAGUACCUGCGAUUGACCAAUGAAAUCUCGAUUUAAAUAGCCGUACAUAAGAGGAAGGGAGAUAGGAGGUCUACAUGUCAGUCACAUCUUCGAUAGCCUGUGAGAAUUACGAAGCGAGGUUAAAUCGGAGUGUAGGUGUAAACCAUGUCAAUUUAUCUGUGACAAGUGCCACAAAGAGACUUGAUGGGCGAAACGUAACAUGACAAGAGCACGUAAAACGUGUUGCCGCUAAUAAUAAAACACUUUCGUGCGAUUGACGAUCCUUCACGAUGACUGAUAACUUAGCAAAAGUCUUCACAGCCGAGGACUUCAACCCGGAAAAGUUUGUGAAAGAACUCAGUGCACAAUGUGUCGGUGCAGACGAGCUGAGGCAACAACGUGCCAAAAUUCAAGAACUUGCGAACAACACAUCUGCUCAGUUGAAGCGAAAUGUUUACCAAAACUAUAUGCAGUUUAUCGAAACUGCCAAGGAGAUCUCACAUCUGGAGAGCGAGAUGUAUCAACUGUCUCAGCUGUUGAGUGAACAACGUGCCUUGCUGAGUACACUGGGGUCCACUAGAACAGCUGGUGUUGUUUUUGAGGAUCUGUCAGAGUCGCAACAAGAUAACUCAAAUGAUACUGUGUCCAAGGAGGAAGAACAGAAACAGAAGCUGGUUCAAUUAAUUGAGAAUGUAGAAGGCGCUCUGAGCUUAGCUGAGACUCCAGGACGCGUGUGUCUACACGAAGGCUCUCUGCUUGAGUUAGAUCCACUCGAAGGAACACCACUAAAGAGAAUUCAUGCCUACUUGUUCAACGAUGUUCUGAUGAUUGCAUCUUGGCUGGCAAAUGGUAGCAAACGUGGUCCACCUAGAUACAAAAUGCAAGCUGUUUAUAACCUCGAGAGUUUAGCAAUCGUCAAUGUGAGAGAUCAUGGCACUGUGAAGCUAGCAUUCAAACUUCUGGCAUUUUCUGACACGAGAGUGUUUCAGUGUGCUACAGCGACAAGUAAAAAAGAGUGGUUGGAUAAGUGCGAGCAGGUGAAGAGAGCAAAAUUAGCUGGGGAAAAUCCGACCGAUGUUCCAGACGAAAGUAAGCACGUGAAGGACGAGAAAGUGGUGCCAUCUCGUUCGAUGUCUUUGGAUUCGAAUACACUAGGCAUUGACGACGACGACGACUCAGAGUAUCACGAACCACCACCAGAGUGGGUGCUGGAAGUAGCUGAAGAUUUGGAUUCUUGUAUAGCGCAGCGUCACUUCGAGGAGGCUUACAGCUUAUUAGAGAAGGCAAAGACCUACUUGAAAGACACUCAAUCAACACCGUUGCUGACGGAAAUCCAGACGAAGGUGAACGAGAGGGGUCGUUCGCUAGUCAACGUGCUCACUAAGGAACUGGAAUCUAGCGCGGAAGCCAAGUCAUUGCAAGGCGGCGGUUUAAGAAGCGCGCGACGCGCGGUUAAGCUGCUAAUACAGUUGAACAGAAGCGCACAAGCGUGCCAUUUAUACCUGCGACUGUGCAGCGCGGUGUUGAGGGCGCGAUUGAAAAGGAUCAAGAGGGAAGGCACGACCGUGGCAUAUGUAAAGCAACUCAGCGCGAUCGCCUUUAGCAAUAUAGUAGAAAUAGCGAGAGAGUUCCUGAAGACCUUUCCCCAAUCAACGAAUUGCACUUCCGGUUUAGUUCUAUGGUGCAGUCAAGAAGUGAAGCACUUAACGUCGCACUUAGCCAAGCAACUUUUCCUGCCGCAAGUUACGCUGAGUACAUUGGUGGAGUGUAUCGUCACUGUUCGAAGUCACUGCGAUCAGUUAACUCAGCUCGGCAUGGAUUUUCGUUACCAGUUGGAUGGCCAACUUAGGUCUCCAUUAGCCAAAGCUAUCCAAGACGCGGGGGAGAACUGUGUCGGCACGGUGAAGCUUCACGUGGCGGAAGACACUUGGCGACCAACGAAUCUGGAAACUAGUCAAAAUCUCCAAAAGUUUUUAUCAGAACUGGAAGAUCUCGGUAUCGGUAUACCGCCCUCGUAUUCGACGAACGACUGUUGGAUACCAUUGACUCACAAUACAUUAAGCUUCUCCAAGGUCUACAUCAGCCUCUUAGAAGACUGCCUCAGCGUAGCAACGCCUGAGCUCAUGUCCGCGAUAGAUAAUGUACUUGUAUCCGUGAUGCGAAUCGAAGUUCAACAUUUGAUUGUCUCGCUUACGGAUCCGAAAUUAAAGCAAGAGCGAAAAUUAGUACAAAAUAAUGCAGCGUACGUGCGAGACAUUAUUAUCGCCCGGGGCCUGGAAUUAUACAAAUCUACGACAAAUCAGAAAUUUACAAAACUCCUUGCUCUGAAAGAGCAGAUUGUAUUCGAAUCUCCGUCGCCGACGAAGCCAAGGCCCGCUCCGAGAACUUCAGUUCCUAAAUAUUCUACCACGGAAUAUCUUUAA